Messenger RNA from Frankliniella occidentalis (western flower thrips), 10973 nucleotides. It is a transcript of the gene Tet, whose product is annotated as methylcytosine dioxygenase TET. Bases 317 to 7105 code for a protein of 2262 amino acids. The record is from RefSeq and is a predicted model, not a curated record. Gene Ontology annotation, molecular function: DNA binding; DNA 5-methylcytosine dioxygenase activity; zinc ion binding. Gene Ontology annotation, biological process: positive regulation of transcription by RNA polymerase II; oxidative demethylation. Gene Ontology annotation, cellular component: nucleus. The transcript is spliced from 16 exons. NCBI's taxonomy places the organism in Eukaryota, Metazoa, Arthropoda, Insecta, Thysanoptera, Thripidae.
CGGCUCGGAGCAAAACAAACCAGCCAAACGAUAGGCGGGCGCGGAGCGCAGCGGACGGGCCGGCCGCGCGCGCGUGUGUGUGUGUGUUCGUGUGUGCGUACCAGCGUGCGCCGCGGUGCGCCGCCCCAACGGAAUUUUGUGACAUUUUGUUUCGCCGAGUGAAGUUUGACAGUGUGUUACGACAGUGAGUGUUGACAAGAGCGCACAGCGGUGAAGUUCUGGAUUUUUCCUCGGCGGCCCAGCAGUUUUCAACCCAGUGGUGGAUUAAAAAUAACCCAAAGGCUGGCCGAGCUAGCCCCAGCGCCAUGACCAGGUCAUGAGCGCGGCGGGGAGCCAGGGGCACGCCCUGGGGCCCCAGUAUGGCGGUGUCGGGGGAGGGGGCGGAUUCUCGGUCCCCACCCCGACCUCUACCGUCCACGACGACUACCCGCACGACGUGAAGGUGUCCGCCGCGUCUGGCCUGCCGCCCUUCAGCUCGUUCGAGAUGGCGGACGGCGUGGGCCUCGGCCACACCUACACGCAGCUGGACCACCCGUCCCAGCCCUGGGACUACUACGGGGAGGGGCUGACGGGUCGCCUGAUGGACCGCGACAUGCACAACCCCUUGAACCAGCCCACCUACCGGCCGUGGGAGGGGAAGCCCAUGGACGACCCCAACGGGCCGCACGGGCCGCCCAACGGUGGACCGCCGCCGCCCGGCGCCUUCCCCGGGAGCAAGCUGCCCUCCUUCCAGUCGCAGUUCACCUUCGCGGAGCAGCAGCAGCAACAGCAGCAGCAGGACGGGCAGAGCUUGGCUCCGUUGCCACCCGGCGCCGCACCCGCCUCCCCCAGCAGCACGUCUGGCCUGCCUAGCUUCCACACCCUUUCGGCGGUGCCCAUCCCCGGGGUGCCAGGCGUUCCCGGUGUUCCCGGGGUGCCCGGCGUACCCAGGGGCUACCCUCUGGUGCCCGCCCCCGUGCCCGUCCAGGCGCGAGAGGUCCCCGCCAUCCAGCAGCAGCUGAUGGACGAACGCCACAUCCACCUGGCGUUCGGCGGCGUGCCGCCGGGCGUGCCACCCCCGGGUGUGCCGCCCCCAGGCCUGCCGCACCAGCAGCUGGCCCAGUUCCACCACCCCCUCCUGCCUGGCCACCCGGGUCACCCCGGCCACCCGGUCCACCCUGGCCAUCCCGGUCACCCGGGCCACCCCGGCCACCACGGCCACCCGGGCACCACUGUCCUAGUGAAGAGCGAGCCCGUCACUAUUGUGACGUCCACGCCGACCCAGCUCACCCACCUGCACCACACCAACUUCCAGAACCCCAUGGGAAUGAUGGACAAGUGCGACGAGAACGGGCACCUCAGCAAGCUCGAGGACGCCGGGCUGCGCGGCCUCGACUCACGCAAGAAGGAGCGGAGGAAAGUGCGUGCGUCCUCCAUGGAGAGCUCGGCCGAGUCGGACGGCGCGGGCUCGAGCAGCCUCGAGUCGUCCGGCCAGGUCGCCGCCGUGUCGUCCACGGCCGGGUCGGGCUUCAAGUCGCCGCUGCAGAACAACGCGCCGCCCACGACGCAGGGCCCGUGCUCGGACGACGGCGAGAGCUCGUCGGGGGAGAAGCCCGUCAAGAAGAAGCGCAAGCGGUGCGGGGAGUGCAUCGGCUGCCAGCGCAAGGACAACUGCGGGGACUGCGCGCCGUGCCGCAACGAGAAGAGCCACCAGAUCUGCAAGAUGCGGCGCUGCGAGAAGCUCACCGAGAAAAAGCACCUCCUGGCGUACCUCAGCGAUCCCGACGGUCCAGGGGACAGCAUCAGGAGGGUGAGAGGGAGGAGCUCCAGGCCCUCGGCGUCGGGUUACCGCAACAAGGCUCGCCAGUCCGUGGGAGGCCCUCAGACCCCACAGCCCGUGUCACAGCCGCAGACGCCGACCCCUCAGGCGGGUCAGCAGCCAGGACAGCAGGGCCCGCCGUCAGUGGGUCAGUCUGUCCCGGACCAGUCGGGACCUCUGAUCACCAACGUCUCCGACCAGUCGACUCCUCCUGUCAUGCCAUUUUAUGGUAACAAUGUGCCCAGUCAACCUGGGAAUCUAAUGGACCCUGUGUCGGGGUUUGGGCCCCCACCAAUGAGGGAUCGUUUCAGUGGGUGGCCACCGCAGCCUGGUGACUCUCUAAAUGGUCUCUCAUCGUGGUCACCAGCUGCACCUCAGAGCCAUGGUUACAUCCAGCAAGUGCCGCCUCACCACCCUCCACCACAUCAGUUGGAUGAUUUAAGGCACUACCAUCCUCAGUAUGCCACAGCACCAACUUAUCAAGGUGCAGGCUACCAACAACCAUUUAGUGUAGAUCCUGCCCAGAGUCCAGUUUUCCAGCAACAGCCUCAGGCUCCUCAAACUCCUCAGACUCAGUUGCCUUACAAUACACCUACGAGCCAACCUCCUUCAUCACCUGCUCAACCGCCUCGUACUCCUCUCAGCAAUUAUUCUCAGGCCCAUACACCACAACCAUCUCCCACUCCUCAUCAGGUAAAUGGUAUGAAUGGUAACAUCUCCCAAAGAAAUGGUGUUAAUGGUUCUUACCUAGAUGGAUCUCCAGUGCAAUCAAUGGAGUAUGUAAAUGGAUCUUAUACCCCAUCUCAGGAAAAUUCUAUGGCACCGCCCCAGUCAACAACACCUAAUAGCCGUAGUAGCUCUGUCCACAUGGACACUGGAAAUGGUGACACCAAUGGUAACAUGGGUCAAGGUGUUAAUGGGUCAAGUCCUCAUCAUGGUAUGAAUGGGACUAUGAAUGGCCGCAAGACUCCCUCUCAUAACAGCAACGCACCCGGUUCGGGAAACGCGAUGCCUGGAUACCCGCUUCAUCAAGCUCCCCCACAACUAAUUCAGCAGAGUUUACACAACUCUAGUGGGUAUCCAGGCCAAGACAUUUCUUCGGGAGCAGCAGGAGAAAGUAGAAUAUCUUCAUCACCUCUUUGGAAUAGCUCAAAUUCUACAAAUGGCAUAAAUAAUCACCAGCCAAACAACAAUGCUGGAACUGCCAAUGCUAAUGGAAAUACAAAUGCUAGUGCUAACCGGUCGGUGUGGAAUGGAGGUGGACAAGAUCGCCCCCCAAGUGCUCUUGGACAAUCACCAAAUUCAAGUCCCCAAAAUCAGCAUCAACAUUAUCAGCAAGAUCAAAGUUCUCACAGCAACGGUAAUAAUACUAGUCCAGUUAACAGUCGGUUGAAAACCAUGAUCUUAAACAAGCAACAACAGCAGUAUAAUCAGCAAAUGCAACAAUUUAACCAGCAAAUGUAUGGUCAACAGCAGCAGCAGCAAGUACUGACGUCCCCUGUCGGUGAUGGGCAGCAAAUGAUGAGUCCACGACGGCCAUCCGACCAGUAUGGUCAGCAAAGUUCUCAUGAUAGCAGACCUCCAUCAAGGCAGUCUCCCAAUCCCUCCCAAAAUACUACCGGUCAUUUUUUAGUCGAAGGCCACCAUCUUCAGAGAUCAAUGAUUCCUGAAGGUGGUGGCAUAUGGGAGUGGGGGGGAGAUGUUCAAAAUGAGACUCAUGCAAAUCCUGUGUCUGCAAUGGAAAACUUUGUAAAAUUUGCUGAGCUUGGUGAUAAUGGAGGAGAAGAAUCUAGUAGUAUAAAAUUAUUUCAAGGAGGCCAGUUGGGGUUUCACAACAUGAAAGGUGCAAUAUCAAAAACUGAAUUCAAACCUAUUGAAGGUUGGAAUGAAACAAAAUUGCCAUAUGACAAUGAAGUGAGAACAUCAGAACAAAUCAGCAUGCAGAAUGAGAGUAAUUUUUUUCUUAAGAAAUCAUUGAAUUUAGGGCAUUGUAGUGGUGAUGCAAAUGAAAGGACUAAUAUGAAUCUAGUUAAAAUUAAAGAAGAGCCUUACCUUUUUCGGGGUGAUGGCGGCCCCAUUAUACUUGAGAAAACCUCUGGUUCAUGGUGUUGCCGCCAAGGCGGGACUGAUGCGCCAUCCCCAGAACAUUUGAGGGAUGGUUGCUGUCCAGGUCAAGGACUGCAAACGUUAGAUGAGGUGGUGGAAUCAGAAACAGAAAAGCCAAAAGAAAAACCUGGUCGCUGGAGUCCAGAAGCUGCAGUGCCUGGCACAUCCAAAGACUUUCAAGAACACUUAGAUCGUCUAAGAAACAAUGUGAGAACAGAAGUUCCUGACUGUGACUGUUUUGCAGCUGAUAAAUUGCCACCUGAACCUGGAUCAUAUUACACUCACCUGGGAGCAGGCAAAAGCUUGCCAGAUCUACGCUCACAGAUUGAAGAGAGAUCAGGCUUCAAAGACAAAGCUGUGCGCAUUGAGAAGGUGCUAUAUACUGGCAAAGAGGGUAAAACUACUCAAGGGUGCCCUCUUGCCAAAUGGAUCAUUCGUCGUUCAAAUCUUGAUGAAAAGAUACUUGUGAUAGUAAAACACCGGCAGGGACACAAGUGUUCCACUGCAUGGAUUGUUGUGGCCCUUGUAGCAUGGGAGGGAAUUCCUAUUCAUGAAGCUGAUCAUGUUUACACACUCCUAUCCACCAAGCUCAAUCGCUUUGGACUCCCUACCACACGAAGAUGUGCUACUAAUGAGCCACGCACUUGUGCUUGUCAGGGGUUGGACCCCAAUACAUGUGGAGCAUCAUUUUCCUUUGGAUGCUCUUGGUCCAUGUACUACAAUGGAUGCAAAUAUGCUCGAAGCAAGACUGUGCGAAAAUUCAGGUUAUCUGUGAGAUCAGAGGAACAGGAAGUUGAAGAAAGAAUGCAUACACUAGCAACACUUGUGUCACCUCUUUAUCAAUCAUUGGCCCCUGAAGCUUUUAGAAACCAAACUCAUUUUGAAAGAGAUGCUUCAGAUUGUCGGCUUGGCUUCAAAACGGGGAGACCAUUUUCUGGAGUUACUGCCUGUAUAGAUUUCUGUGCUCAUGCUCAUAGAGAUCUACAUAACAUGAAUAAUGGAUGCACUGUUGUUGUUAGUCUUACUAAACAUCGAAGUUUAUCAAAACCUGAUGAUGAACAACUACAUGUAUUACCUCUCUACAUCAUGGAUGAUUCUGAUGAACAUGGGAGUAAAGAAGACCAAGCUGCUAAAGAGAGAACCGGUGCUAUUGAAACUUUAACAAAGUUCCCAUGUGAAGUUCGUGUUCGUUCUACACCAUUACAACCAUGCCGGAGGCAUGGAAAAAAGAGGGGGAAGGAAGAAGAGCAGCCUUGUGAGUCUGUUACCAUUAAGAAAGAACCAACUGGCCAAGGACAUCAAACACAUUGCUCACAGGGACAAAUUCCUAGAUCUGGUGCUCCCAGUGCACCUUCCCAACAGAGUGCUGGUUUUGCUCAUUCUAUUUCAACUUCAGCUGUCAACCAAGGAAUGUCAUUAGAAAUGGUUAUGGAAGCUCAACUCCAAAGCUCACAGGUCUCGUCAACAGUCCUGGAUAGUCCUGUCUCAAUGUAUCAAGGCUGGGGCUAUGAGGCGUGGGCCUCUGGUCGCACUGGGGCUCACCAUGCUUGGAUGGCCGCUGAUAGUCAACGUUGGACGGACUACAGCGCCCUGAACCAACCGCGAGGCCCUAGCUUGGAGCGCGCGGACGCGGACAGCACCACCGCCGUCACGACCAGGUCAGCAGACGCAUCCUGGGCAGCCUCACUGUCGCCGGCCCAGCCAGCACAGCGCAGAGAACCGCAACCUGAAGUCACAAAGACAACUGCCACCACGUGUCCCAAACGAAUAGAGCCAGAAGAGGCAAACCCCUCGGCCAGUCCGGCUGAGUUACCACCCCUAUCCCUGUGCCAUCGGCUCUCCACAUCCUCGGCGUCCAAUCAGCUGGACGCCCAGUCUCCCUCGUUCGACCUUCCCUCGUCGGCCUUCUCUCCCUCGCCCGUCAUCGACUCCGGGUCGACGGCCCAGCUGGGCGAGGACGAGAAGGGCGGACCAGGCCGGCAGCAGCAAAAGAAACCGUCCUGCUGGUCCGAAGGGAAUGACGCUUCGAACCCCAUUCCUGCCAACAACAGCUCCGGCAUGUGGGAUGCCGGCGGCCUUUCUUCCUCGCCGUUCCGAGUACCGAAGGCCCGCCACGCAACCCACGGCUCGUUUGAAGCUCCAACGCCGAAAACUGAAGCAAUGGGGGUGGCUGGGGGUGGCUUGUGGGAGUCAGGAUCGGCUUUCACGAGCACGGCGACGGGUCAGGGGCAAGACAAGCCUUGGGCUGAGGACUGCGCCCUGUCUGGCGGAGCGUCCAAAUCGCUCUCGUUUGGUUCUCACGUAUUAAAGCAAGAGAGCGUCUUCGAUGAUGUAAAACACCUCAGUGACUACCAAGCCUAUGGUGCUGCUCAAAAUCCUGGAGUGUCUGUUGUCAGUGCUGCUAAUCCAUUUGCUUGUCCAAUGCCUGGCACUGGCACAUCUUACGGUUAUGGAUAUGCAGCUAUGUUUUCUGAUUCUAAAGGCUACAACACAGGCUGGAAUGAUCCCUAUGUUGAUCCACAUUAUGCGCAGUUUCAGAGCCCUGCUAUGAAUCUCAAUCCUCUCUAUGGUGGUACAGGAAAUCCAUAUCACACUGCCCAUGCCGCAAGCUACAUGCCACCUUACGGAUAUAUGCCUGCAACACGCUGGGAUCUGUAUGGUCCCGCCCCUUAUUUCUCAGUUGUUCCAGAAACUCCUAAAGCAGAACCAAUUGGAGAAGUGACAGAUUUUACUGAUAAUGAAGAGUGUUUUAAGGAUUCUCAAAUGGGUGGUGUUGCAAUUGCAUUAGGUCAUGGCUCUGUUCUCUUUGAGUGUGCCAAACAUGAAAUGCAUGCCACGACCGCUCUGCGCCGGCCUAAUCGACUUCAACCAACAAGAAUAAGCUUGGUGUUCUAUCAACACAGAAAUCUGAACCGUCCCAAACAUGGUUGGGAUGAAUGGGAAGAGAAAAUGAGACUAAGAAAGCUGGGUGUAACAACUAGUCCAGCUAGUGCCACCACCACCAGCAGUGUUAGUCCUAGACCAGGAACACCUAUUCCAUCUGGUACAUAUGUUCCAGCAGAACCUUGCAAGUCCCUAAAGAGCAAUUCUCAAUUCAUGAUGCGAACUCCCACAUAUACCACCACCACUUGGACCACCCUAUUUCCCAUGCACCCUUGCAUGGUGACUGGGCCAUACCAAGAAGGCGGUGCUGUUGGGUAGCUUACAAAGCCUAAUACCAAAGAUAGGAGUAAAUUUCAUUUGUCAGAUAUGAGAUGCUAUUUGCUUCUAGCUUCAUGGGUCUCUUAUCUUGUAAGUAGUGGAUUGCUGUUAGUUUGUUAAUUGUUCCUGUAACUUCAGAUUGAAUUGUCCUUUCUCCAGCUUAUUGCCAAAGAUGUAAAUCACCUUUCUCAUGCAGUGACAUGAGAUUUGCUGUUUCUCAGUUAAGACGAUUUGCUGUCUGUGUGGAUAUGCUGAAUGUACUUGUUACUAGUUUUACAAUCAUAGCAAAUGCAGUUGCCAAAAGUGUUGUAUUUUUGUAUUAAUUAUGUGUCAGUAACAUCUUGAUUAUCUCAUGGUUGACUUUCCAUUUCUAUGAAGUGUGAGUAGUGAGUCAAACUCUUCAUGGGGGAAUGACAUACUUUCAGGCAGAAAGCAAAUCUAAAAUGACUGGUAUACCUGUACUCUAUUUUUCCUAUUAUUUAUUUUAUCACCUGCUCAUGUUGGAGCCUGUUUUCUUUAUUAUGUGAGAAGUCAUAGAUAUAAGUUUGAGUCCUCAUAUGGAAGAAUGAGUCAAUGUGUAUAUAUAUAAAUAUAUAUAGAUUAUAGAAAUAUAUAAAAAAUAAUAUCUAUCCACUUGCAAUACGUUGAUUGCUGAUAUUUUGUUCUUGCAUUAUUGCAAGAUGCUUGUUGUGUAUGGGGUUAAUGGUGAGAGUGACAUUACUUUUAUUUUUUGACCUCAAGGAGAUGUUUCUAUUUUAGAACAAAACUUCAGUCUAAUUCUAAUGGAAAUGGAUUCAUAUUUUUGACAAAUUUUAGAAUGAGAGGAAAAUAUUUUUAAGUUGUUGGUCAUAGAUAGUGAACAAAAAAAAAGCAGUACAAGCAAGUGUGAUUGUGUUAAAUUGUACAUAUGCAUAUGUGAGAAUGAAAGAAUGAAAGCAGUUAUGGUUAUACUCUUAGCAUUUGCAUUUAUUCAGGUACUGUCUUCAGAUGCUUUGCAUAAAUCAUAAUUAUUGUGUGAGCUGGCUGUUUGUUUUUAUACUGCCCGUGUUUUGAAAUAAUCUUCCAUCUGAAUUCCUUUGCUCAAAUUUUUGUUGUUUGUGCCAUUGAAGGAUGUAUCUGAGCAUAGUAUACUGAUAGCAAUACAGCAUAUUGCUCCUUUUUGGCUCUUGCUUCUGCGUGCCAAAAGCUUCAGCUUUAGCUAGUCCCUUCCUUUAGCCCUUGCGUAGGUUAAGGUGCAGUUUGUAUGGAUCGUUUCUUAAUGAGUUCAUUUUUGAAACUUUUUAUCACUGCCAAUGCACUUGUGCUGCACCAGUUUUCCUCCACUGCCAAAUAUUUCAUCCCCUUCCUAACCUUUUGAAUCUUCCUUAAAUCUCUUCCCUUUAAUAACAAUAACUGCUGUAAAAUGUAUGUGUAUGUAUGGAUGUAAGAUUCCUUUGUUUAUGAAAAAAACAUCCAGGAAUCUUACUUUCUUUCUUAUCUGAUUGUAGGUACAAACUUUGAUCUCACAAGUAUGUGCCAUUUGGCUUGAUAAGCAUCUUUCAAGUGUAUUGCCAAUUCUUGUCAUUUUGAUUUUACAAGAACUCAUAGGUGUAAAGAUUUUAAAUGGGGAGGCCACUCACCAUGAUCUUGCAGUUAGGUUUAUGUCAGUUUGUCUCCUACAGCUGAUUUAAUUCUUACGCUGAUGUUCUUUUAGACUGAACUUGACAUAAGUGUCUGUAGGUUUACUUAGUGUAUAGGAAUCUUUAUGGGUGUCAGUUCUCCCUUAUGUUUACUUUCUUAGAACUUGUUUGUGUUGUACAUACUGUAACGUUUGCUUUUAUAUUGGGCUAAUUGGCACGCAGAACGGAAAAGCUAUCAUGGACCAUAUAUCCCCAUUCCAGAUAUGCUUGUUUUUUUGUUUUUUUUUAAAUGUUGGGUUCUAUUAAGUUUUUAAGAAAGAUAUGGGUGCUCAGAUGCAGUGACAAUUGUUUUCUUCUGCCACACCGUGAUAUUACCUUGAUUAUGGGAUUUGUGUACAUGUCAGCUUCAUUUUUUUUUUCAUUAGUAGUCCUAACGAUCUGAGCUCACAUACUGUUAAACAAAAAUUAUCAAAUCUGGUGAAGUUUUGCUUUUCCCCCUUACCUUGGUAAUUUUUUGGACUUUCUCAGGUCAGUAUCUGUUGUGUUUGUAAAUAUACAAUACAUUGUAUCUUAUUUAACUAAUUAUUUAUUUAUUUCUAUUGAAUUCAUUGUGAAAUCUAGUGAUUGUAUCCAUAUUUGGUGUUAUAUAAGUAGUAUUUAUUUUCAGCCAUUAUGUUCAUUAUGAUUUGAAGAUGACAUUUUGUUUGUUCCUGUUUUUUGUUUCUGUGGUAUAUAUAUAGAUAUAUAUCUUCUUUCUCAAUCAAGGCAUAUCGCAGAGCAUAUUGCUCUAUUUCAAUGAAGUUUUAUUGUGGAGUGAUUAAUUUGUGAUUACCAACAUUAUUAGAGGGAAUUUGAAACUAUCUAAGUCAGAGUAUGUUUUCUCUUUCUCAGGUGUUAAUGACAUUUUUGUGAUGAUGACCUAAACCAAAUACUUACAUAACCAGGUUUAAUUUGCCCUAAGGAGGUCAGUUUCCUUUUUCUAUUAUCCUUGAAGCAAAUAUUCUCCAGUCAUUUAAUUCCAGGGCCCUGCUCAGCUCACGGCUUCUGGAGAUGUACAACAUUUUGUGCUGUAUAAUAAUCUAAUCAGUUGAGAUUGUAUACCUGUUCUUGUAUCCAUCAUAUGUAUAUGACUUGAUUAGUGAUUUUUAAGGGUCCUUUUGACAUUUGGCACUUUUUACUGCUAUUAAAUUCACUGUUCCUUCCAUAACAUAGUGGUUUUUCUAAACAGUCUGCCAUAUCUUAUCUCAUUUAUAACAGAAAUCAUCUCAUAAGAGAAACUUAAGUGCCAAUAAUUGUAUGUGUGUUGUUAGUUUGAGACCCCUCCACCUUGUAGACUGUCCCAAUUGCCUUGUGUUUUUCACUUAGUAAGCCUUUAAGGAUUGUUGCUCUCAUCAGCUUCUCUAAAUUUUGUUAUUUCUUUCCUUCUCAUAAAUUAAAAGACCUUUCUUUUUAUCUUUUACAAAAAAAAAGGAAACCAUUUAAAAUUGAAUCAGCGAGGUGAUAAGUUUUUAUUUUGCUCUAGUUAUAAGGAAAAAAAUGAUUAAUGUACAGCAUACUUUUUUGUACUGUUCUUGACUUAUAACUAGUGCAGUUUAAAGCAGACUAUUGUUACAGUUAAUGUAAUACAUUGUAGAAUCUCACCCUACUCUUACACAGUUAAGACAGUAUCUAAGUGUAGAUAAAGUCAAAAUCUCAGAAUAAUAUUAUGAAGUAGUGCAACAAAUUAGCAUACCUGCCUUUGGCAUGUGUGUUAAUGGCAUAUAUUUUUGACAUGGAAGAUUGAAUUCUGUAUAGUAUUCAAAAAGACUAAGUGGGAAAUUGUAAAAUGUUCAAAUUUGUUACUUUAGUCACCUCUUUUUGUACUGUACUUUAGAUGCUGUUAGACUCCCCUGUACCACAUAAAUGUUUGAUACUGUAUAAAAGGGCUGUAGCUUAUUGAUUUUAUGGCAAAAGAUGUUACUAUUUCUGAAUUAUAUGAGAUGUGAGAAUAACUCUGUGACCAAAUAGAAUCAAAAGAUAGAAAAGUUAAUGUAUUGACAAAAAAGUAAAAAUAUUAUUGAAGCAGAGUAGUAAGAUGCAGAAAAAAUUAUCUGAGCUUCAUAUUCCAAUCACAAAAUGUUUUUAAAGUUUACAAUGAAGUUAUUAGGAGAAUCCUAGGAGUAGAUAUUAGGGCCUGUUGUGAAACUCAUGUCUCCAUGUACUAGGUGUACUUGUUUUAAUGUGAAUAUAGCUACAUUUGUGGAAAAUCA